GAGAAUUUUUGAGUGUGGCGCUCGCAUACUCACUCUGUAAUAGCAAACUCACCUUAUAAAUUUUGUUUUAAUCUAUCCUACUCUUUAAAUCCCAUUACGUUUAAUUUUUCUAUUAAUUGUGAUCUAGUUUUAAGUAAAUCAAUCUUGUUAUUGAAAUAAUUAAAAUGGAUUAUCUAGGAGCUGAUCAAAGAAAAGUUAAAAAAGACGAUGAUGACAAAGAGAAAGACAUUAAAGUUUUGGAUGAAGUCGAUAUACAGCUUCUAAAAACAUAUGGUACUGGUCAAUAUAGCCGGGCCAUUAAGAAAGUUGAAGAUGAUAUCCAAACGAUACUUAAACGAGUAAAUGAAUUAACAGGAAUUAAAGAAUCAGACACAGGACUUGCACCUCCUGCUCUAUGGGACUUAGCAGCUGAUAAGCAAACUUUACAGAAUGAACAGCCUUUACAAGUUGCCCGGUGCACUAAAAUCAUCAAUCCUGAUUCAGAUAGUCCAAAAUACAUUAUCAAUGUGAAGCAAUUCGCUAAAUUUGUUGUAGAUCUGGCUGAGAAUGUUGCAGCAGCAGAUAUUGAAGAAGGAAUGAGAGUUGGUGUUGACAGAAACAAAUAUCAGAUUCAUUUACCGUUGCCUCCGAAGAUUGAUCCUACUGUCACUAUGAUGCAAGUGGAAGAGAAACCCGAUGUAACUUAUAGUGAUGUAGGUGGUUGUAAAGAACAAAUUGAGAAACUCAGGGAAGUCGUUGAGACACCUUUAUUACACCCGGAAAGAUUUGUAAAAUUAGGAAUAGAGCCUCCAAAAGGAGUUUUAUUGUUUGGUCCACCUGGAACUGGUAAAACUUUAUGUGCACGGGCUGUUGCAAAUCGUACUGACGCCUGUUUCAUAAGAGUAAUUGGGUCUGAAUUGGUUCAAAAAUACGUGGGAGAGGGUGCUAGAAUGGUUCGUGAGCUUUUCGAAAUGGCACGAAGUAAAAAAGCCUGUCUUAUUUUCUUUGAUGAAAUUGAUGCUAUUGGUGGUGCUCGUUUCGAUGAUGGAGCUGGUGGGGAUAAUGAAGUUCAGAGAACUAUGUUGGAACUUAUUAAUCAACUUGAUGGUUUCGACCCUCGUGGUAAUAUUAAAGUUCUUAUGGCUACUAAUAGACCAGAUAUUCUAGAUCCAGCAUUGAUGCGACCUGGAAGGUUAGAUCGUAAAGUUGAAUUCGGUUUACCAGAUCUAGAGGGUCGUACUCAUAUAUUCAAAAUUCAUGCUCGAUCAAUGAGCGUUGAAAGAGAUAUAAGAUUCGAGCUCUUAGCUCGACUUUGCCCUAACAGCACUGGUGCUGAAAUUAGGAGUGUCUGUACGGAAGCUGGUAUGUUUGCAAUUCGAUCUAGGCGUAAAGUAGCAACGGAAAAAGACUUUUUAGAAGCCAUCAACAAAGUCAUAAAAAAUAAUGCUAAAUUCAGUGCUACCCCAAGAUAUAUGACUUACAAUUAAUUUCUCUUCACGAUCUUCAUAUUUUUCUUACAUCCAAUUUAAUUAGCAGAUAUGAGAUUUCGUUAAUAAACACCAAAUUUCUGAAUAUUAA
Tetranychus urticae (two-spotted spider mite) is the source of this 1557-nucleotide messenger RNA. It is a transcript of the gene Rpt1, whose product is annotated as 26S proteasome regulatory subunit Rpt1. The record is from RefSeq and is a predicted model, not a curated record. Lineage: Eukaryota; Metazoa; Arthropoda; Arachnida; Trombidiformes; Tetranychidae. Gene Ontology annotation, molecular function: ATP hydrolysis activity; ATP binding.